Nerophis ophidion (straightnose pipefish) is the source of this 1031-nucleotide messenger RNA. RefSeq names its product epithelial stromal interaction 1 (gene epsti1). The transcript has 8 exons. Bases 97 to 690 code for a protein of 197 amino acids. The record is from RefSeq and is a predicted model, not a curated record. NCBI's taxonomy places the organism in Eukaryota, Metazoa, Chordata, Actinopteri, Syngnathiformes, Syngnathidae.
CCUUUCAUGUGGGAGUGUUUCUUCUCGUACGAAACACGCCCAUUCUGUGGAAUGUGGUCCACUUAGAAACAAAUUCAGCUUGUUUUUGCGUGAAAGAUGGAUUGUCCGAGGUUGGAAACCUCCACAGAAGUUUCAAAUCCGGAGACAAAUACUACACGACGCUUGGGUGCAAUGACCAUGAUCCCACCCAAUGAGUCUCGCCGAAACCAAAUAAGGAAGAUGGCUCAAAAGGAAGAGGAGGAGCUUCAGAGAUGGAAGGAGUCUCACAGGCUGACACACGUGCACAUCACUCCUGACAAACUGGGCGGCGAUGCAACGUUGGCUCAAGUCAGGGAGAGGCAAUACCAGGACUUGCGUUGCUCCAAAGUACUGAAGAAGAUGAAACAGGAAAAUUUGGCCCGGAAGAAGAGACAAGAGGAAAAUGACGAGUUUCAGCACAAGAAGGAUGAACAAAGAAAAAAGGCCGAGCGUAACGAAAUGAGGGCGCAGGAGGAGCAGCAGUGCAGGCGCCAACAACAACGACAGGAACACAUCAGAGUGAACUCGGCCUUCCUGCACAACCUUGAUGGUCGUGAUGGUUGUCGUCAGAGCUCACCUGGACCCCGUGAUGGUUGGGCGGAGGCAACAGCAGGACCAGGACCAAGACCAGUAUCAGGACCUGGAUCAAGACCUGGAUUUGGCUUUGAGUGAACUUUAGCGAAGAAGUGAGUCAAGCCUUCCCGAUGGCGACUACUAUCAGACGCAGACUUUAUUCAAGGGCACGCUCACUUGAUCGCCACUUUCCACGGGGGCGGAGCCAAGUGCCAUUCAAAAGUUUAGGUGGGGGCUCGGGGUGUUCGGGGUUUCUACUAUCUGUCUGCUUGCACUGACCGGUGACUCACUUUUAUUUUUUUAGUCCUUGCAACACUUUUUGGAUUGUUUUUUUUCCUUGCCGUGACUCAUCAUCUUCAUGUUUUGAGUGAAUCAAUAUGUGCAGCUGCAAGCCAAAGCGUUCCACCCAAAUAAAUGAUUAUUUUCUGGUGCAAACUUAA